AUGUUUUUAGAAGAAAAAAAGAAUAGAGAAAGAGAAAGGAAGAAAAAAAAAAAAAUUCUGCGAUUUAAAUGCGAUUUAUAUUCGAUAUUAAAUUAUUUCGAUUCGCAACGUACGAGUAUUAUGAAAACUCUUUUAGCGAAUUAUGAUAAAUUCAUUUUUCCGACAAAUCAGUCAACGAAUGUUAUUGUUGAAAAAAUAGUGACAGUUCAAGAUAUAAGUUUAUUGUCCGAGAUAACAUCGUCGUUCAUUGUGGAUCUUUGGUUCUCGCAAAUUUGGGAAGAUCCUCGAUUAAUUUAUUCGCAUUUAUCGUGCAAAAAAAAUCUUAGUUUAGAUGAUUCGAUCGUUAAUAGAUUAUGGACGCCAAAUAUUUGCUUUAUUGAUAGCGAAUAUUCAUAUAUACAUACAUCACCUGAAACCAAUAUUCUUCUCAUAAUUUAUCCUAAUGGUCGAUGUGCGAUGAAUUUGGAAAAAUUCCCACAUGAUAGCCAACAAUGUCAACUUGCUCUCGAAUCUUGCGGUUAUUCAACGAAUGAAGUACGAGUAAGAUGGAUGAAAUGGUUUCCAAUCACAAUUGCAAACGAGUUUCAAUUAACCGAUUUCCAAUUUGAACACGUUAUGCAUGGUCGUUCAAAACGUUUUUCUUCGGGUGGCACGUGGGAUCAUUUAACAAUCACUUUUACUUUUAAACGUUUAUAUGGAUUUUAUAUUUUACAGGUGUAUUUUCCCAGUUGCCUUUCUGUAUUUAUUUCAUGGAUCUCUUUUUGGAUUGACGGUCGGGCACUUCAAGCACGAAUAAUCUUGAGUGUUAACGCUUUCAUGGCGCUAACAUUCCAGAUGGGCAAUAUUAUUAAAAAUCUACCUCGAGUACCAUAUAUUAAGGCAAUCGACUUAUGGUUUAUCACUUGCUUCGCUUUCAUAUCUUUAAAUCUUUGUGAAUUAGCAAUAAUUGAACUUUCCCAAGAAACUCGUAGAGAUCAAAUUAUCACAGCACAAAAUACUUAG
Molecule: messenger RNA, 1002 nt
Organism: Dracunculus medinensis (Guinea worm)
Lineage: Eukaryota; Metazoa; Nematoda; Chromadorea; Rhabditida; Dracunculidae
Source: the annotation of a GenBank genome assembly